Messenger RNA from Rhinolophus ferrumequinum (greater horseshoe bat), 8316 nucleotides. It is a transcript of the gene STX17, whose product is annotated as syntaxin 17. Lineage: Eukaryota; Metazoa; Chordata; Mammalia; Chiroptera; Rhinolophidae. The record is from RefSeq and is a predicted model, not a curated record. The coding region runs from base 736 to 1644 and encodes 302 amino acids. The transcript is spliced from 8 exons. Gene Ontology annotation, molecular function: SNAP receptor activity; SNARE binding. Gene Ontology annotation, biological process: exocytosis; vesicle fusion; intracellular protein transport. Gene Ontology annotation, cellular component: autophagosome membrane; SNARE complex; plasma membrane.
CCGCCGUAGGGUCGUCAGAGCCUGACCCGCAUCGUGGGCCCGGCCCGCGGGAGAGGCCCCCCCCUGCGGGAAAGAGGGGCAUCAGAUCGGAAGUGCGAGCGCCGUUGGGGCUCCUCCCGGCUCCAAGAAGUGGCAGUUUCGUUUUUGGAAGCACUGUCCGAAGCGGGCAUAGGGAGGCGGCCGACAGGACGAGCGUGAUGGCCUCCCGGGGUCGCGGGGUGGAAACGUUCCUGGCGUCAGCCUUGCCUGUGACGCACUGUAGGCCUUAGAUCGCCGGGGUUCUCCGGAGACGAGCCCGCCCAUCCGAUCUCUGGUGGGGGGCGUUUGUUGUGUGUGGCCUAGGUGCGCCGUGGGUGACACUGCAAGGGGGUGACGCGAGGCUCAGGAGUGGUGUGGAGUGGACCAGGAGCAAGAGAUCGGAGCCCCUUGUCAGUCAGACUGGGAGGUGGUUCACAGACGGUCCCACAUCUAACUCCCUCCUUUUGUAAAUUCGCAAUCCGAGGCUCAGAGAGGAGAGAGACCUUAUAGUAGGACUAAAGGCCUUUUUUUCCAAAGUCAAUACCCUGGCCCCCCAGUCAGAAACACGGGGUGACGUGUCUGAGGAAAUUCGGUGCCACCACUGUGGAGAAAUGUGGGAUCUCUAAGCCGAUGGAAGGUGUUCAUUACUUUUGGGUUUUUCUAUAUGAGGAGAGAAGACAGUUGUUGCAAGUAGAAGUGACAUAACACUUUUUUAGGAUGUCUGAAGAUGAAGAAAAAGUGAAAUUACGCCGUCUGGAACCAGCUAUCCAUAAAUUUAUUAAAAUAGUAAUCCCAACAGACCUGGAGAGGUUAAGAAAGCACCAGAUAAAUAUUGAGAAGUAUCAGAGAUGCAGAAUGUGGGACAAGUUGCACGAAGAGCAUAUCAACGCAGGACGUACAGUUCAGCAACUCCGCUCCAACAUCCGAGAAAUGGAGAAGCUUUGUUUGAAAGUCCGAAAAGAUGACCUCGGACUUCUGAAGAGAAUGAUAGAUCCUGUUAAAGAAGAAGCAUCAGUAGCAACAGCCGAAUUUCUCCAACUCCAUCUGGAAUCUGUAGAAGAACUUCAGAAACAAUUUAAUGAUGAAGAAACGUUAUUACAGCCUUCUCUGACCAGAUCUAUGACUGUUGGUGGAGCAUUUCACACCCCUGAAACUGAAGCUGAUCCUCAGAGUAUGACUCAGAUACACGCAUUGCCUGAAAUUCCUCGAGAUCAAAAUGCUGCAGAAUCAUGGGAAAAUUUAGAAGCGGAUUUAAUUGAACUUAGCGAACUGGUCACAGAAUUCUCUCUCCUAGUGAAUUCUCAGCAGGAGAAGAUUGACGGCAUUGAAGACCAUGUCAACAGCGCUGCUGUGAACGUUGAGGAGGGAACCCGAAACUUGGGGAAGGCUGCAAAAUACAAGCUGGCAGCUCUGCCUGUGGCAGGUGCACUCAUCGGAGGCGUGGUGGGAGGGCCGAUCGGCCUCCUUGCAGGCUUCAAAGUGGCAGGAAUUGCAGCUGCACUUGGUGGUGGGGUGUUGGGCUUCACAGGUGGAAAACUGAUACAAAGAAAGAAACAGAAAAUGAUGGAGAAGAUCACUUCCAGCUGUCCAGAUCUUCCCAACCAAACUGACAAAAAAUGCAGUUAAAAACCAAAUUUCAGGAUUGUUGGUGCCAACACGUCCAUCCUAAUGAGGACCUUCGCUGCUGGUGGACACUCAGUCAGCAUUGGAACGUGCUUGUAUCCAGCUAGUGACGAUAGAUGCAAGUGGGAUGGAACUGGGAUAAGUGGAGACAUGUUGUCGUUUGCUGGGGUGUUAAUGGACAUGUUAAAAAUGGGCCUGGGCGGAGGGUGUAUGACCUUUGUCAGGUGAAGUUGAAAGACUGGAAAGGGAGCAGAUUUUCUGCCUGGAAAUGUGCAAAUUGAACCCAUGAACUCCGAUAAGGAUAGGAGAUGUGUGGUGGACAUGUUAGGUUAUGGAAGAAUAGUUCCUUUCCUAACCUGACUUGGAGACCCUAAGGCUUCGCAUAUUAUUCAUAUGCUUAUCUGUCUCCUAAAUGUAGGAGAGUAUUUAGGCCUGCUAGCAAAGAAAAGUUCAAGAGCUUUUCUUAUCAAAUAGGGAAAUCAGGAUCUGCUGAGGGGCACAGUGAACUCGGUCAUGGAGUCCGUUUGGUGAACCCUAUUGCAGUUCAACCCAUCUAUAUUUUCUGGUGAAAGAAACUCAUAGUGUAAGAAAGUGGAAAGAAAGGCCCAACUUCUCUUUCGAGUGUCUUAAUUUGUGACACUGACUCCUUCUCUGACCCUUUCCUCCGCCUCUCUUUAAAUAAAGACUCUCAAGUGGUAGGAGACAACAUUUCUAAGGCAAUCACUAAGCUUGCUCUGUCAGCCUGUGUCUUAAUGCCUCAAAGAUCUAGUACCCUCUGCCUUCCUUCCCAUGUAAUUUUGAAAAGUUCUCUGAGUUGUGGGGUGAAUUUUACCCAUAUAUAAUGAGAGCUUUUCUCAUAAUCUGCUUUUUUGUGUUGUCUCCCAUCUCUAUUCAUCCUUUCCUGUAACUUCUAUGAAGAAAGAGAGAGAUCUCCAAAUAUUUCCAACAUUGUUAGACUUGGAGCCAAAAAAUAAGCGGGGGAGGGGAACAUCACAUCAUUUCUUGGGGCAUCUUCCAAUUUCAAGGAGCUGAUAUACCUGCCACGUGGGGACUCUCUGACCCCAAGUCUUUCCACCAGCUCUUGGUGAAGCUAAGAACCAGCUUUCUGGCUCACUUCUGUUACUGCCACCCUUUCCCCCAGGCUUUGCCAUCUCCCCUGCUGUCCUUCACAUUACACAGCUGCUAUGUCUUCCCAGGAAUGGCAUCCGUGCUUGCCUUUUCUCACAUUCAAGAUGGUGAUGCACAAAGCCUGGUGCCAAGACUUGGUCCUGAGGAAGGAUUCGUGGUGCUAAUCCCAACACUUGACGCUGACAGUAAGCAUGCAACAGCCCGGCCAAAUUAUCCAAAUAGCAAGAAGUUUUUAAAUUUAGAAAAAAAAAGAAUUUAAGAUUCCAGGUAGCCUUGUCCUGUACCCCAGCUCAUUGGAAAUAGGAAGGAACCACCUGUUGCCUUAUUGUUUUUCUCUGAAGAUAGAGGACUGGGUACCUGUACCACGUCAGGUGUGAGUUUUCUCUGCUCAGGAGCCAGAUUAAUCGGACAGUUGAAUGGUUUAUCACUUCUCUUUUGCUGCUUACUCUUAAUAACUUUUAUUGAUUGCUACCUUUUACUUCAGUGUCUAAUCUAAAGAGACCUUUCUCUUUCAUGCUUUUUGACUCUCACCAAUGAAUUCCAAAGAGAAAAAGCACCAUUUCUUACCGUCAUUAAAUAACUAGAAAAUAUCAAGUCUUGUAUUGCUAUGAACUGUGUCUUUGAUGUAAUAUCAAGAAGGAAGUACUCUGAAUAAGUGUCAGAUUCUGAUCCAGUAUUUGAUAUUGUAAGGUUGGGAUCAUUCCUUUUGAACCCCACCUUUUUCAUUCUCUGAUCCUUGCUGUCCCUUUAGCACAGGGUGUUCAAACCAGAACAAGGAUCAGAAUCACCUGGGGUGCAUAUUUAAAACAAGAGUCCUAAACUUCAGUCCCACAGACGAUGCUAAUAAUGACUAGUCUGGCCUGGUCAGCUAAAAUUAUAAAUUGAAGAUAUAGUUACAUCAAGAUUCAGAUGUACCACUGAAUUCUGUACUUACUGGUAUUCUACCUUCAGCACGUCCCAUUCUUCAUCACAGCAUAUGAUUCCCACUCUGCCAACCCCAAACUGGCUGUGCUUUUUAGCCCAUGAUCUUAAUACAACCGGGGAGUCAGGCUGGUUUUACAUCAGGAUCUGAAGGAGAGACGAAGCCUAUACUUGAAGCUCAUGUUUUGUUUGGGGAUCUCAUUUUUACUGAGGCAGUGUGGGCUAUGACUGUAUGUGCUCCUACAGGCCUUUGAUUUUUAUUACUCAACAGGAUUAGAAUAUUACUCUAGCAGUCUUCAUGAUUAGGCAAGUUACAGUUCUUUAAAGAAGUUUUAUCAUUUAAAAUUAUUUAGAAAUUGUAUCUAAUUUUCCCAUUCUGGAACCUAAUAGCCAACUUUUUGUAGAAAUUUCUAGAAGUGUUUAAUCAACUAUAAAUGAUAUACCUGUAAUCUACAAAGUGGUUAGGAGCAUAAAUUAAUCAAUAUGACACAGAAACCAAUCUUAAAAUUGAAUUUAAUGCCCUACAAUAUCAGAUAAAAUUCAUCUCUAUGAUUCAUGUUUUUUACUGCAACAAGUUAAAAGGUAAGGAACACUUUGAAUGAGUUCUUCAAGUUUAUAGGGGCUCAUUUGCGUAAAGGCAGAACUACUAAACUCUUUGGGUAUAAUAAUCUGUACAGUUGUACAGCAGAGACAAACUUUUUGGUCUAACCCACAGUAAAAAAUGCACUUCCAUCAAAACUCAGCAUAUCCAUAAUGGAACAAUACUUACCAUUAUGUACAGUGCACUUUUCUUUUUAUCUUUUCAGUUUUUAAAAUAUGCUGGUUGCAACCUAAUUCAAUUGAUUUCAUAAUCUUGAGACCCUUAGUUUGAAAAUAAAACAAAACACCCUUAUAGGAGAACUGCUUCUCAUUGAAUAUCUUCUGUUUACCAGGCACUUCACUAGACAUUAUACAGAUAAGGACACUGAGUCUCAAAAAAGUUAAGUAAUUUGCAGAAGGUUGUUCAGCUACCCAUGGGGGAAGCAGAGAUGUUAACUAGGUCUGUUGAACUGCAAAAACUCCCGUUACUCUCAUGCUGCUUCUGUAUAUAAAAUUGAGGUGGGCCGUUCAUGCUAUUUCAUCCCAAUACCCACAUACUCGGUAAGGCAGGCUUCCUUUGAAAUUACACGUGCCAUUGGUUUGCUUUUUUUUUUUUCAAUCUUUCCUGAAAGUUUUUUAUGGGGGCCAAUGCAGAAGCACAUGAGUGCUUAGACUCUAAAAUGAAAAGUGUUUCUAGCCCACCCACGCAUCCUACAAAUUUCCUUAUGUUCAUGGAUUAUAGGCAUCACUUACUCAGUGCUUUUUAUAUUUAAUUAAAAAAUAAACUUUUGAAAGACAAAUCUAUCAUAACUCAUAGAAUCAGGUGAUUAUUAUCCUUUCAAAUGGUACCCUUCGGAAGCCUGGCGCUUCCUGUGAUGACGCUUCUAUUACUUAGAACAUUUUUGAAACUUUUCUUGUGGAAUUGCCUCCAAAGACAUUUUGCAAACCACGUUAAAAAAAAAGCCAUCUCAGUGUUUAUUAGUCAGAUAUGACCUCUCCUCUCUUCCUUCCUCAGUUUUGCUUUUCUCCUGCUGGCUUUGCUCUUCUACGGCUUAUGCUGAAGCCAGUGACCUAAGGAUGCCCAGAAAGGGGGCACGCUGGCAGAGUUGCUGGAGCAAGAACUGCUAGGUUAUACUGAAGCCGAGCGCUGUAGAAAGAGAAUACCACAAGUCCCAAAACCCUGUGUGAGCUGCCUGCCUGCCCGUAAGUGCCAUAAGUAGUUUGCACAGUAGUAAGGACUGAAUACUGGUAAUAUCAAUCACCGGAGGUUGAGGAAACCUGAAAUAUAAAAAUAUAGUGUACAUUUUUCUCCAUUGAAAGUACCAAGCCAUUGAAACAAAGCCAAGCCAUACUGUGUGUCAACUUUAAGACUGAAAGGUCUUUUUUAGGGUCCCCUCUGCCCUUCAUUGCUGCCAUAUGAAAUCUUUGGGAAGGAUGACGAAAAGCCUGGGGAAAGGUUCUCCUGUGAAAUGGGACAUUUUCUUCUCUUGUAACAAAGUAUAAUGUGGUUGUGGCUCUCAGGUACUUACAAAUGUUAGACAAUGUUCUUAAGUAGUCAGAGGCGUAAAAAAACGUAGAGGUACUUCCCUGAUAGCCUAAAUUCAUGUGAACAGUUCGGGUUCCAUUUGUAUUUUUGUUAACACUUCAUUUUGUUUCUAACAGGUGGUUCUCGCUAUUUAUAUUCAUUAAUUUGACACCAUUUUACAGAGAAACUUCUUGGGUAUUAUAAACAGUCAGUGGUAAAAGAUCCAUAUAUUAUUAUCCACAUCACUAGCCUCAAAAAUUAUUUACUGUGGGAGACAAGAAAUAUAUAUGUGCUAUAUUAACUAAAGAAAUAAAUUGAAAGGAAAGUGUCAAAGGCAAAUGAUUUGCCCAAGAUCAAAGCUAGUUAACAUAAAAGCUAGCAGUAUAACCAUGCUCUAAAGGGAGAAAAAAAAACCCUCCAAGUAAUUUAACUGAGUUCUUGUUACACCAUAUCAAGUUGCCUGCUGGUCUGAAAGACCAGCCGCAACAUUCUCAGUCAGGCAAUAGCUACAGUAGAAAGAGAAUCGGAUGGGGAGUCAGGAAAUCAGAGUUCUAGUUUUCGCUUUGUCUCCUGUGGUUAAGUUUUUUCUCAGGGGUGGCUGCCUUCUUGCAUUCCAGCCAGGGGUUCCCCACCUAUUCUUUAUGUCUGGCCUCUCCCCGGGUCCUGUCCAUUCUGCUCUGUCAGUGGCAUCAAUUUCUAAGUAUAUUCAUGGCCAUCAUUCUAGUAAAGGACUUUAUUACCUCAUGCCUUCUACCUCAUCUUCCCGGACUUGAAGCCAUUCCUCACUCACUGCCAGAGGAAGGAAAUAUUUUCAGUGCUUCCCAUGAAUACCCGACCAAGUUCACAUCCCUUAGGUUGGCAUUCUGGCCCCAGACUUACCUGUUCAGAUCCACAACUCAUCAUCUGACAGUGCCAUUAAGAAUCAGACAUGCGCCACAAAGAGGACUUUAAGGGUUCUCUAUGGUGAAAGUACAAACUGGUGAUACGCUAAGUUUACAUUUUUCCAGACUAAAAUAAUUUCUGUACUAUCACAUUUUAUGAAAAUAGUCAGCUGAGAUUUGUUUAAGCUCUUGAACAAGACUAAAAGUUGUUUCCUAAGGAAAAGAAAUCUUUUCUCCCCCAGAAGAAAUUACAUUCAAUAUCUUAUCCCCCAAAAGAAUGUCACCUGUGCAUCUGAUAGCCAAAGCAUGAGAAUUUUUCUUCAACAGCAUGGGUACUCCAGCUUUGAAUGGACCACUGUCCAGCUCCUGUGAGAAACUUGACUAAUGAAUAUUUGAGAAAAACAAGAGUACAUGUUAUCCAUACGUUCUCAAGUACCUGAGAUUUUCUUGUAUUGUUAAUCACCGAAACAAUACUUACCUGGGCUGCAUUAAUUAAACCCCCUAAAGAUAUUUUCCAUUUUAUUAUUAAACCCUUGUUGUUAGCAAGGGUCAGCAGAAGAAAAGGCCCAAUGGCGAGAAUUUCUAAAUAUUUUGUAAAGCUUACUGAAUUUGUUUAUUAUGUUGUUGAGUGGUGCUUGCAUAAGGAAACAUGCAAUAAAUUCACUCAUUCAACAUUUAGCUGAGUACCUGUUGUGUACUGGGCCAUACAUAGAAAAAUAUUAAACCCAUAGAAUCUACCUUUGUCAACCAUUCAGGCUAAUGAAUUCAGAUGCCUACAGCAUGUAAGUGACAAUAAAACAUGGUAAGUACCCUAACAGAGGAAUGAGCCAAGACAUAGAGGGCACAGAGAAUGGAGAGACCAGCUCUGCCUGGAGAAGUCGGGGAAGACUUUGUAGAACAUGUAGUAUUUGAGCAGUUCCCUAAAGACGAAUGUGCCUCACCGAAGCAGGGUUGUGGGCUUUCAAGGGGCGGAGGAAUCGAACGUACAAAAGGCUCCAGACAUGAAAGCACAGUGUGCUUAGAGAAGACCAAGAAAUUCAACGUGAGUGAUGAGGCUGGUCAGAUGGAUAUACAGACCAGGGUAGAGAUUUUGUUUAAAAGCUGAAUGUAUUGCUUUGUAUCACAUCAAACUGUUAUAACCCUCUGGAGUUCUUCAUUUUGCCUUUGUUGCCAGGGAAGUUCGUAAUAAACUUCACAUUUGCCUGGGUUCUUGGUGUGUUUGGCAUAUUUGCUUUUCUUUCCCACACAUAAAUGAUUUGUGCUUCCUUGCCUCUGCUCUGAGAAUCCCAGCUUAAUAUCGAACGCUUGCUUUCUUCCUGUCCUUCUAUUCAUUCCAUAAAUAUUUAUUGAAAACCCACAGAGAAAAUAGUCAUGAAAUUUACUGCUUAGUGUCCAAGACCUUCAGGUUCCAGUUUUCCAUCUCUACACGAGUAUUUCUUGUCCAUGGCAAUUCAGUGGCUCCCAUUUUCCUUAGUGCGUAAUUUUGCAGUGUCUUACAACUUCAUAGCUGUAAAACUCUUUCAUUUGUGGUGGUGUGGUCUCCCCAAGUAGACUGUAGUGUCUUUGAGGGCAGGGUCUGUAUCAUCUGCUUCUUGGAGUAUUUCGUCGAAUGAAGUACAGUGAUAAGGGAAGAGAAACCAC